AGCCCCCCGCGCCCUUUCCCGCUGCCCAGCCCCGGGGAAGCCGGGCAGCGAGACAGCGGCGGCGGGGAGCCGCGCCGGCCGCGGGGAGGGCCGGGUGGGUGCGGAUCGGCAUGGUGAUGCCGAGGGGAAAGGCACAUAAAGGGCCCCCCCCGGACCCUCGGCGAGCCCCGAGCUGCCCCGAUCCCUCCCCCCAGCCUCACGGUGGCUUUCCGGGGGGACCGGUCGCCACCAGGGAUCAGGUGCCGGGGGGCCCGGCCGGACCCAGGGCCCGGCGCACAGCCCCCGCUCCGAAACAGACACUAUUUCUUUAACUCCUUUUCCAUACCCCCCCCCCCCCCCUCCCCUCCGAGCUUAUUUUCCCGGCGGGGCAAGCCGGGGAGUUAUUUCCUCGCUUCCCCCCGCGGCGCCCAGGACCUCGCUCUCUCCACGGUCGCUCUGGGCAGCGACAGUUCCAUUUCCCAGCGGCUACGAAACAAAAACUUUUCUAUUUUUCCGAAGGAAAUAAGCGGAUCCACAAACCCACCGGCCGGCUCGGCGCCUUGCUCGUGUUUUCCUUUUUUCCCCUAUUUUUUUUUCCCUUGCAAAUACCCCAAAUAAGGCUUUUAUUUUUCAAACAGGGUCUCUGAAAAAAGAAAACCCCUUCCAGGGUUUCUGUUUGCUCAGGAACCCCAGAACAACCGGUAAUUUCAUUUACUCCGAAGCUUUCAUUUUUGCAAGCGCGCAGUCCCCGUGUGAACUUUAGUUUUAAGCCGUACCAAAAAUGCGCGAUCCCUGCUCGAAGACCGAAUGAGUUUUUAUUUCGAAACUCACGUUGGUAAAGCCGCCGCUUUAGCUUAAUUUUGGCCGAGGCUGAAGUUUGGCUAACAUCCUCGCCCCUCCUCGGGUCCUUCAUCCCCAAAAGAUUGCCGCCCUUGCCCCCGACUGCUUUCAGUGUUCGGAGGGCGAUGAUGCUCCAGUAAUUUUCCUCGCUCCAUUCCCAGGCAUCGCUUUGCUUUCCUUCCAGGGAAGAUUGUUCCGCUUGUAAUCCUGCUGACAAAAGAGACUCCGAUGGACUUACACCGGGCCGCGUUCAAGAUGGAGAACUCACCCUAUCUCCCCAACCCACUGGCCUCCCCGGCGCUGAUGGUUCUCGCCUCCACUGCUGAAGCCAGCCGUGAUGCUUCCAUUCCCUGCCAGCAGCCGAGGCCUUUUGGGGUCCCCGUGUCAGCAGAUAAGGACGUGCACAUUCCCUUUACCAAUGGCUCAUAUACUUUUGCCUCCAUGUAUCACCGGCAAGGCGGGGUGCCGGGAGCGUUUGCAAACCGUGACUUUCCUCCGUCCUUGCUUCACCUCCACCCCCAGUUCGCACCCCCUAACCUGGACUGCACCCCGAUCAGUAUGUUGAACCACAGCGGUGUUGGGGCUUUCCGCCCCUUUGCAUCUACUGAGGACCGGGAGAGCUAUCAGUCAGCUUUUACACCGGCCAAGCGCCUGAAGAACUGCCAUGACACUGACUCACCCCAUCUGCGCUUCUCCGACACCGAUGGGAAGGAGUAUGAGUUUGGCACGCAGCUCCCCUCCAGCUCCCCCGGCUCCCUCAAAGUUGAUGAUACGGGGAAGAAGAUCUUUGCCGUUUCUGGCCUCAUUUCUGACCGGGAGACCUCAUCCAGUCCCGAAGACCGAAGUGACAGAUAUAGAAGCGACAACCAAAGAGGGCCCCAGGCGUCUGCAACUGCCACUCAUCGUAUGAUUUUAACUCUCCCCCUCUGCAAAAAGAAAGCAACCUUGUUUGACAGCCAGGCUCCGAUCUGCCCCAUCUGCCAGGUCCUCCUUCGCCCUGGGGAGUUGCAGGAGCACAUGGAGCAGGAACUGGAAAAGCUCACCCAGCUGAACAUCAGCAAGAGCUCCAUCCUGAAGGAUGCCAUGGCAGCAGGCACCCCCAAGUCAAUUUUGUUGUCGGCCUCAAUCAAGCGAGAAGGAGAUUCUCCGACAGCAUCACCCCACUCCUCAGAUGACAUCCAUCACUCUGACAGAUACCAGGUAAGCAGGCGGAUGCUGUCACUGGUCUCAGCCUCAGGCAGGGAGCCAGCUUGCCCCAGUGCUCACAGCUCUCUGUGUGUGAGAGCCUGCCUCAUGGAUGUGCAGCACUGCCCCAGUUCGCAUGGGGAC
Molecule: messenger RNA, 2148 nt
Organism: Pezoporus occidentalis (night parrot)
Lineage: Eukaryota; Metazoa; Chordata; Aves; Psittaciformes; Psittacidae
Gene: RNF220
Product: ring finger protein 220
Exons: 6
Biological process (GO): protein ubiquitination
Molecular function (GO): ubiquitin protein ligase activity
Source: RefSeq, a predicted model, not a curated record